Messenger RNA from Monodelphis domestica (gray short-tailed opossum), 2214 nucleotides. RefSeq lists its product as uncharacterized. NCBI's taxonomy places the organism in Eukaryota, Metazoa, Chordata, Mammalia, Didelphimorphia, Didelphidae. Gene Ontology annotation, cellular component: plasma membrane. Gene Ontology annotation, molecular function: protein binding. The record is from RefSeq and is a predicted model, not a curated record.
AAACUCCAGGCUGUUGAAACAGUACAACCUGUAGAAAUAGCAGAAGACUUCUGGGUGGAUGAAUCAGCAUCAUUGCCAUUAAAAUCCACUUCUGUUUUCUGGAUACUUUAAUUUUCUAGUUGUACUGAUUUUUAAAGUGAAUUCUGCCAAAGAAAAUAGCAACAGUCGGGAGAAUUUACAAGGUUGAGAUCCAUUUGCCGACUUGCCCAAAGGAACUGAAAGAAAUUUCAGGUCCUAAAAAUGAUCUGGGGCUUGUUUUGGCUGCUCCUUGGAAAUGCUCUCGCCCACUUCAGCUGCCCCAGGAACUGCCUUUGUGGACCCUUGCUGACGGACUGCCGCUUCGCCAACCUCUCUGACAUUCCCCAGGGCAUCGCCCAAGAAACGGAGACUCUCUUUCUGAAUGAGAAUCACUUAACCCAAGUUCCACCUGGAGCCUUCCAGCCAUACACCAAUCUCACUUUUCUUGGCUUGUCCCACAACCAACUCUCCCUGCGGAAUGAUACCUUCGAUGACAUUGGAAAAAGCAUCCUUUCCCUGGACCUGGCGGGCAACAGUUUGACAGAGUUACCAGCUGCCUUGUUUGAAAAUACAAAAAAACUGGUUUGGCUAAACUUGGCCGAAAACAGACUGAGUGCGCUCCCUGGAAAGAUUUUUGCCCCCUUGGAAAGACUGACCUACUUGGACCUGUCUCAGAACAGGCUGCAGUUGUCAGUAAAUAUGUUUAGGGGCCUUUCUCAGCUAGGUACCUUAAUAGUGGCGGGUAAUCAUCUUCACACAGUCCCUGCAGGUGCUUUUGAGCCUGUUCCUAACCUGAAGGUCCUUGAUAUUUCCAAUAAUGAAAUAAGCACUUUGCCAGAGAAUUUGCUUGAAAACCUGACAAAUCUUGAUGACUUGCUCCUUGACAAUAAUGGCUUCAAGACGAUUCCACUUUCUGCAUUCACUAUCCUCCCCACCUUAGAGCACUUUUCAAUUUCUGGGAACAGCAUCCAAAAUAUUCCUCCUCUUUCAUUCACUGGCCAUUCUAGCUUGAGGAGGCUUGACCUGUCAAAUAAUUUAGUGUCUGACCUCCCCUCUCGUUUCUUCUCUUUGUUAAAGCAGCUAGAAUUUCUUAAUCUUUCUAGAAAUAAUAUAAAUACUCUUCCAGGAGAUAUAUUUGUAAAUAACACUCAGUUAGCAUUUCUGCAUUUAGACAGAAACCAGUUACACGCCAUGCCUAUUUUUUCUGGCCUUCAAAGACUGAGGGAGUUAACGCUCUGUUGUAAUGGUAUAGAAAACUUGCCCAGAGCCUUCUCAGACAAAAUGUAUGAAUUAGAACUACUGGAUCUCUCCAACAACAAUAUAACAGAGACCACAGGGCUGAAUUCUAAUAUAACACAAGUAAUUUUGGCUGGAAAUCCAGUGUGUACAAACUCGAUGGUUUUCAAAACCCAUUGUUAAAGGACCAGACCUAGGCUAGGUCAGGCAAAAUAAAGGGGAUGAGAGUGGCUACGCUAAUUAGGUAUUUUCUUUUGCUAACAAAAAUAAAAUAUAUAGUUGUUUGUAUUAUCAACCUGAAUAAAAACAAAACCACCAUUGUAGUUAUAAUAAAUAGUCUUUUGUUAAAAAAAAAAUUGUAGUUUGGUACACGGAUAACAGAUUGAAUUGCUUGCCAGCUCCAGAAGAAGGGAGGAAAUGGAGGGAAGGGAGGGAAAGAGACAAUUUGGAUCAUAUAACUUCAGAAAACUAAUGUGGAAAUUUGUUAUUACAUGUAAUUGGUAUAAUAAAAUAUCUUUAUAAUUAAAAAAAAGAUUUCAGUCUGGGUUCUUCCCUAGUACUAUAGUGGGACAUAGGACCUUAGAGAAAAACCUAAAGAGCCCAGGUCUAAGGGAUCUGUGAGAAGUGGCAGCCCUUGACCUCAGGAAUGUGGUUUGGCAGGAGGUCACUGACUGGUGCCAUCAGAGGACAGCUGUAUAAACACUGAGGUCUGCAAGAAGCAAAGAUGGCAUACAUGUUCCAUACAUUUACAAUCUGAGCCUCUCCUAUGGAUAUAUACCUUUUGCUUACACCUCAGGCAUCAAGGCUCCUCACACAGAUCUAUCACAGACAGACCAUUACUGAAAAACCUCAGAUGCCUCAUCCCCACUUUCCUGUAAACUCCCUGCUUGUCACAUAGCCUUCUUUGUCUGUAAAAGUAUAUCAGCUCGAAUCUCCAUCUUGUCUCCAGACCAUAUUAUC